Molecule: messenger RNA, 489 nt
Organism: Schistocerca piceifrons (Central American locust)
Lineage: Eukaryota; Metazoa; Arthropoda; Insecta; Orthoptera; Acrididae
Exons: 3
Coding region: 1-489 (162 amino acids)
Source: RefSeq, a predicted model, not a curated record
AUGCUACUAAAGACACAAUACCUGGGCAGUGGCUGCAAUCUAAUUGACCUACAUUAUAAAUACAAAAUCGGUUACACAACACUAAGUAAAAUAGUCAGGAAAGUUUGCAAAGCUGUGAGGGAAGUUUUGCGUGAAGAGUGUAUACCAAAAUUUACAGAAGAAAGGUGUAUGAUAAACGCCAAGAGACUUGAAAGGCAUGCAGACUUCCCGAAAUGCUUAGGUACCUUAGAUGACAAGCACGUGAGAAUAGUUAAACCAGAUUUCAGUGGUUCUCAGUUCUACAACUAUAAGAAAUUCCAUUCUAUAGUUCUGUUCGUAGUUGCAGAUGCAAACUGUUUGUUAACUAUGUUGAAGUUGGAUCUCGUGGUAGAGAAUCGGAUAGCACUAUCUUCGAAAAUUGGCCAAGUGAUCUGGGCAAUUAAGUUCCAACAACGCAAGGAGGAAGUUCACUUAAUUCUAGAAGAAAUGUUUGCACUGAUUACUUCAUAA